AUGUCUACAGUUAUAGAUAAAAUAAAAGAAAUUGAGACUGAAAUGGCCCGUACACAAAAGAAUAAAGCUACGUCUUAUCACUUGGGCACAUUAAAAGCAAAACUAGCAAAAUUGCUCGGUUUCGAUGUUGCUAAAACCGGUGUUGCCAGAGUUGGUUUUGUUGGAUUUCCUUCUGUGGGCAAAUCAACUUUAAUGUCGAAAUUGACUGGUACAUUUUCUGCCGUAGCAGCUUAUGAAUUUACAACAUUAACCACAGUACCAGGUGUACUUCAAUACAAGGGAGCAAAAGUUCAAAUUCUAGAUUUACCAGGAAUAGUUGAAGGUGCAAAAGAUGGUCGUGGUCGUGGUCGACAAGUAAUUGCAGUGGCACGAACAUGUUCAUUGAUCUUUCUUGUGCUUGAUGUAUUGAAACCUUUAACUGACAAAAAAAUUAUUGAAACCGAAUUGGAAGGUUUUGGUAUUAGGCUAAACAAGAAACCUCCUAAUAUAUAUUUUAAGAAAAAAGAGAAAGGUGGCAUAAAUAUGACAAAUACUGUUCCUUUAACUUAUUUGGAAUUGGAUCAAGUUAAGGCUGUGUUAAGUGAAUAUAGAAUUCAUAAUGCUGACAUUACCUUCAAAUGUGAUGCCACUGUUGAUGAUUUAAUAGAUGUAAUUGAAGGUCGCAUCUAUAUCCCUGCUAUAUAUGUUCUUAAUAAGAUUGAUCAAAUUAGCAUAGAGGAAUUAGAUUUAAUUUAUAGGAUUCCACAUGCUGUUCCAGUUUCUGCUCACCAUGUAAAGAAUGGAACUUUGAUGAAUUGUUGGAAAAAAUCACCAGUUGUAUUACGUCAAAAUGCACGUUCAAUUGAAGAUUUUUGUAAUAGUAUUCAUAAAGGAAUUGUUAAACAGUUUAAAUAUGCUUUAGUAUGGGGUAGUUCUGCAAAACAUCAACCUCAAAAGGUUGGUUUAACUCAUGUAUUAAACGAUGAAGAUGUAGUUCAAUUAGUGAAACAAUAA
This is a messenger RNA of Entrophospora sp. SA101, 993 nucleotides long. NCBI's taxonomy places the organism in Eukaryota, Fungi, Glomeromycota, Glomeromycetes, Entrophosporales, Entrophosporaceae. The record is from the annotation of a GenBank genome assembly.